CAAAACGAUAGCAAGCUAGAUAUACAUUUCUAGAGGUAUCCACUACUUCUGUUCCGGAAUCCUUCUCAUGGCUUGUUCCUUGUUGCAUAUUUAGCAUCUUACGAUUUAUCAUAUGUCAUUCCUAGAUCAUCUCGAUUCUAUCUUCUGUGUGACCCAUGAACAAUCAACAUUACUGCUUCUAGUGCCACAGAAGUCUAGUCAGAAGAGCUAAGCACCUGAUAUGCUCACUGACUCAACCAAAGAAAUCAUUCUUGCGCUUGACAAGAAUAUUGGAGCCUGAGCUCACAGUUGUUGUCGCUAUACAUACCCCGAGUCUUCCUCAUGUCGCAUCCUACUCAGUACCUUGGACAACGCACCUGUCUCCUUAUCACUUGAAGACGCUUAUUGCCUCCCUUCGAAUGCUCUUAGUGACAUUCGCCCUAAGCCUUAAGAUAUGAGUGGCAUUCAUCGAUUCCUUACCCGACGCGAGCGAAAUAAUCGGAACGCAAAGCAGAAUAAGGAUGAGGCCUCGACGAUACUAUCCCGUCCUCUUUUCAGCGGGUUUUUCGCAUCCGAUCGUAGGCCAGAGCCAGACCAAGAAGAGCAGAAAAAGCUGAAGAUACUGGGGCGCCGCAUCGCACAACUUGGCUAUACUGGCUUGAAGGAAGAGCACUUUGAGUAUGCCCUCCAGUCCGCUCAGGGAGACAUAGAGAAAGCGUUUGAUCUGCUCCUCAUCUUGGAGGAUUCGAUUGAGGGUAUAAUCAGAGCGUACAGUUCGAGUACAAAGCUUCUUGGAGCAGUCAACCGACAGGGUGUUACCUGCUACCUGGACGCAUUGCUGUUCGCGAUGUUUGCUCGUCUAGAUUGCUUCGAAGCGAUCCUAUACAAGUCAUUUAACGACGAACCUCGUCGCAAGCUCUCAAUAUUGCUAAGACUCUGGGUCAACAUGCUGCGCUCAGGAAAGCUCAUAACAACAGACAUUACCAAGCAUUUGCAGGAUGCACUCGCUGAAUGUGGCUGGGAAGAUGCAGCUCAGCUUCGCCAGCAAGAUACUUCAGAAGCCUUCACAUUCAUCACAGAAAAGUUAGAGCUGCCUCUACUCACGCUAAAGAUGGAUAUCUAUCACACUGGAAAGGAGGAUGUGAGCAGCGACCACAAAUUUGUCAAUGAGAGAUUGCUGGAGGUCGCGAUUCCUGAGCCUGUCGAUGGGAAGACAGUGACACUGGAGGACUGUUUGGAAUCGUAUUUCAACAAUAGGAUUGAGGUCAAACGCCACCUUGAGCGACGCAAUACUGUCGGCUCAACCAGAUCUUUCGAUUCCACGUCCAAAGGCUUUACAUCACAUAUCGAGACUGUUGAGGUCACCCCGUCUCCUGCGACUUCUCCAACUCAGUUGACUCCACUGCGAUCCGACGAAUCAGCGCCGUUAAUGCCCAUAAUAACCGAGUCGGAAGUAAGUGGCUCAAGCACGCCUCGAGGCUCCCACAUUCGGCGGACCAGCAUCGUCCAAGAACGAUUCGUACCCGACUCAGAAGACGGAGCAAACGCUGACGGUCGCUCUACCACGAAGAGUCACUCCGGAAGAGGAUCUUAUAGGAAGGAAGUUAUGAUGCCCGCGUGGCAAUUCUUCAGUCUGAUACCUUGGUACACAGAUAACACCCCAACGAGCGAUGCCCAGGUCGCGGCGCAUUUUUCGUCAAAGAGACCAAUACUAGGCAUGUGCUUAAAACGUUAUUCCAUGCUUCCGAAUGGGAAAGCUGUCAGACUGAGCACAUACGUCGAUAUACCCACGGAAAUUGGGCUUCCACACUUCAUUCAAGACGACAAUAUGGACGCAGACGGCCCCAUUUAUGGAAACUUCAAGCUGUCUUUGCAAGCGUUGGUUUGCCAUCGAGGUAACUCGGUUGACUCAGGGCAUUACAUUGCUAUCGUCAGAGGCACUAGUGCUGGCGCACUUCCUGCCAGCUCUCACGGAUCGGAGCCGGCCUCAGACGCUCCUAGAUACUGGAUGCGCUUCGAUGACCUGGCAGAGGAACGCGUUACCCUCGUCGACAUUGAGCAAGCGCUGAAACUCGAGUCUCCAUAUCUCCUAUUCUAUCAGAUACUGCCCAUCAAUGAGGAUGCUGCAGAAGCAAAUCUGGCCACCAAAGUUCCUUCCUCCGAUACAUCGGAAGAUAUCGGUGAACUAGAUGCCGCGGGGAUUGUUCGGAAGCUCCAGACAUUGUCGACAGAUAAUACUGAUUUUGAACUUCCAUCGGGAUAUGUUUCUGGCCGGCCAAGUGUCGAAAUUACAACGCCAGAGGACCCUGCAAUUGGACUGACAGAUAUGAAUGGAAGGCAACAAAGCGCAGCCUUUUCGAAUCUCGGCGAUUCAACGAAUAAUCUCCAAGUGCAUCCUGUCUCUUCAAAGUCGCCACGGAUCCUGCCAAAGGACUUGGAAGACAAAAAUGCCUUUUCGUACUCCAGACGCGAGUCCAGAUCAGCCAGAAGUAAACCUGCCAGUCGUGCCGGGAGUCAAACUAGCGAAAACAGAAUUAGUGCAACAUUCUCUCGCUUCACGUCACGCCGCAGCAAAGAAAAGUUCACCAGUGACGGCUCUGCGGAAGACGACGUCGACGAUUUUGCUGUGGACAAUGACCUGGCCGGUCAAACUGGAGAGAUGUCCGCAGGAAUCAGUAGGGAGAGCAAAGAAAAGAGUCCCAGACGCUCCAAGGAUCGCGAGCGUUCUAAAGGCAAAGUGAAGGAUCGGUCGCGAGAACGAUUUGGAAGAAAGCUGGAACGGGAGUGCAUAGUUAUGUGACGCUUUUUCAUUCAUCGCAUCUACUCUUUGCUACCAUUUUUGCUUGGAAGCCUAGAGGGAAAGGCACUUGAUACCCAGCUAUGAUUUACGAUGCCUGUCUUAGCGAGAGCGCAUUCGCUGUUUCGUUUUAUCUUCCUGUAUGUCCAUAGAGUACAUGUCACACUAAUCGGGAUAGAUAGAGAGGAGAUUCAUCAAGAG
Molecule: messenger RNA, 2977 nt
Organism: Aspergillus novofumigatus IBT 16806
Lineage: Eukaryota; Fungi; Ascomycota; Eurotiomycetes; Eurotiales; Aspergillaceae
Product: ubiquitin C-terminal hydrolase family protein
Exons: 5
Coding region: 434-2779 (781 amino acids)
Biological process (GO): protein deubiquitination
Cellular component (GO): nucleus; cytosol
Molecular function (GO): cysteine-type endopeptidase activity; cysteine-type deubiquitinase activity
Source: RefSeq, a predicted model, not a curated record